GCAGGGCGGGCGGGGCCGGGAGGCGGGGACGCUCGGGCGGCAGGCGGUGGCAGCCCCGCCAGCACAGGAAGUCGCCCAGCCGCGAGAGGAGGCAGGAGGCGGAGCUGUGCCGCUCGGCCCGAGGACUUGAUAUCUGUCUUCAUGGAAGCUGUGAAGAUGUAAGCCUACUUCAGAUGCAAGCAGCUGAGUUCCUGAAUUCAAUUACUGAGUAUCUUCACAUUGAAUGAACAGGAUUUUGUCCAUAAAACCAGACUUCAGCAAAAGUAAUUUUUGGAUUGAAAACCAUGGGUAGAAAAGAUGCUUCUACAGCAAGAACUCCUGUUGACCAGUACAGGAAACAAAUAGGAAAACAAGAUUAUAAGAAAACCAGGCCUAUGUUAAGAGCUACAAGAUUAAAAGCAGAGGCCAAGAAAACUGCACUAGGCGUAAAGGAAGUUGCACUUGUCCUUGCAGCUAUACUGGUAUUUUUGUUGGCUUUCUAUGCUUUCUUUUAUCUUAACAUUUCCAAUGAAGUUGACCUUGAUCUGGAUCCAGAUGAAAACUAGCGGAUGCAAUGAAUCUAUCAUCAAGAUUUCUUCAGCUUCAACAAGACUACGUAGGAACACACAGUCCCUUCACUGUGAGACAGUAAACGAUACCAUUUCUUGCAGUCCAAAUUCAUAAGAAAGUUUUGCAAUCCGUCAGUCAAUCACUUUUACAUUCCAGAUCUCCAAAAUAAGAGAACACUCAUGCCCGGCAAGUGUAUUCAGUUAACAGGAAAGCCAGGAGCAUCCAUACAAUACAUGAAGUUUGUUGUUUACAUUAUUUGUUUUCUCAGGCAGAGAACUUUGAUGUCAAAAGACAGGUGCUAUUAUUAUCCUGGGUAUUGAUGCUGACUUCACAGGAGGAGAGUCUGCCUUGACUAAAUUUAGGAAUCAAAGCUUCCUAAUAGCCAAAUUAGUUUCCUUUUCCUUCCCAAAAGAAAGCAGAAAUGCCAAAUAAAAAGUCUUUUCUUGAUUUGUAUUUAAAAUAUAUCAAAAAUCCCCCUCAUCCUUUCCCUUUUAAUCUUUUUUUUGUGCAUGUGUGCACACACGCACUUAUGAAGAUGGAAGAAAUUGUAGGGAAAAAAUAUCUUUCUAGAAGCAGUCUGUCACCUCCUAUAUGGACUUAAUUUUUAUGUCAUCCCAGAUUCUGUGUGCCUAUAUAUCUGCAGUAAUCUUUUUCAUUCUUUUGCCAACUGUUCAGCACACAUGUGUUCUGUCAGAAAUGGCACCUGGAUGACAGAAGCUCUAACAUUCGCAUAUGCCUCUGAAAUACAGUUCUUUGCCUCCUGUGCUGUCUGAACUAGUGUAAAUAGAAAGUUCAGUCGAUGUUGGUUUUAAUUAGUGUAUCGCUCUAUUAUUAAUAUAAAGUCAAAAUCAUAUAUUAAUUAUACUGUUCCUGCUGGUUGUGGCAUCAGCUUGCUCUACCUGUUAGGAGGAUGUUGUAAAAAAAGAUUUCAGUUAUACAAUCAUUUUAAUCAUCAAACUGAUGUGAGAAGUUGUAAAUAUUAAGAAACCUUUUUUUGUUGUUUUUUUUUGUUUGUUUUGUUGGGUUUUGGUGUGUUUUUUUUUCCAUGAGUACUAAUAAUUGGGAAAGUCUUGGCUAGAUUACAUCCUUCAGUUCUUGCAAAGUACUUUGCAGAAUAUGCACGGUAGAUAAAAUUUCUGAUCCCUUUGAUAACUACAAGCCGCUUGAAGAAGUUGGUAUGUCAAAGCUGCUGCAGGGAGAUAUAAAAUUCUGGCUAUAUCCUGUUCUGCUUUGAGUUUGCCAUGUAACUGAGCUUGUCAUUGUAAAGGUUCAGUUUUCAUCCUUUUAAAAAGGUGGUCAGUCUUUCUCUAGUUUGGCUUCACUUUGAUACCAAGAAAAGCAUUGAGCCAUUUUUGCUGAA
Messenger RNA from Pezoporus occidentalis (night parrot), 1909 nucleotides. RefSeq names its product triple QxxK/R motif containing (gene TRIQK). Gene Ontology annotation, cellular component: endoplasmic reticulum membrane. The transcript has 6 exons. Bases 285 to 545 code for a protein of 86 amino acids. The record is from RefSeq and is a predicted model, not a curated record. NCBI's taxonomy places the organism in Eukaryota, Metazoa, Chordata, Aves, Psittaciformes, Psittacidae.